AUCCAACUGCAAGCAACGUGCUAUGGUCACCACGUGGAGAUCCGAGUCAGUACUUGCUUCGUUCUAAGUAAAGCACUAGGAGGUCCGUGCGCUCCCUCAAAGGGUUUGUGUGCUUCGAAGAUUUACGCCUCGCUCCUCCAGUUAUACGUACUAUAUCUUUCACUCCGCGCCAUGUAUGCAUGCCUGCUCAUUCCAGAGAUUCUAAAACAAAUUUUCUCUGAUAUCUAUUUCUCUGGAACGAACGGUGGUUUACAAGAUUAUUGGGAUCACUGCUACUUUCGCGACCCACCGUACUAUCCAUCCCAACCCGAUCGAGGAACCGCACGACGUUCUCUAGCCGUACUCUCCCGUGUCUGCAAGUCCUUCAAAGACGUAGCGUUGGAUGUGCUCUGGGCCGAGCUGGAGAAUUUGCAGCCGCUUUUCACUUGUCUUCCACAAGAUUUAUGGACGAGGAAUAGCAAUCUGAAACUUACCACACAGAGACCUGUGACCGCAGCAGAUUGGUCGGUCUUCGAGCGAUACGCACCUCGGGUGCGAGUUCUGGGAGACGUGAGAUCAGAUAUUUUCGGAGGCAUACGUGCGGAUUUCGUCUAUGCCAUAAUGAGUUUUUCUUCCCAGUCGCUGCUGCUGCCAAACCUUCGAGCACUCUGCUGCGGAGGAUGUCCUCGCAACCUCCAUCCAUGUAUGCGUUACCUUCUGGGUCCUAACCUCAGCUACCUACAUCUGGCGUCCAAUCAAGCAGAUUUUUGGACGCACAUCAUGUCUUCGUUGGUAUCAGGUCUCUGCAGACAUUCUCCAAGACUGGAAUUCGUCAAACUACAUCCGACGUCUUCCAAAGUCACUGAGGUUACUCUCCACGGGCUCCUGUUCCUGCGGAAGAUACGGCUUGGCUUGCGCGGCAACGAGGAUUUGUCUUAUUUAUAUCGUAUCGUUGGCCUUCAAGAGUUGCACAUCCAGAUUAUGAAACCUUACGCUCGCGUCAAAUCUCAAUUUCGUACCUCUUGCCUGGACAAAUUAGUCAUCAGUGUAUCCGAUUUCGAGGCCUUUGAUGGAGAUAUGACAGAAGGCUGGAUUAUUCCAUGCAGACAGUUGCAACUCGUUCCCCACGAUGUAGAAACUUCCCUUUCCGUUGAACGCACCCUACGCAAGCUGACCGAUCGGGUACUUUUCGAUGAUCUCGAAUGUAUCACCCUGUAUGCUAGUACCCACAUCGGGGAGGCAUUCACUGUCCACACAUUCACUCCCCUCAUGCGCUUCUCCGGGCUGAAAGAGGUUGAUCUUUCAACAUGGUGUAUGUCAUUGCUUGAUGACGAUGGACUUGGUUCAAUCGUGAAGUCCUGGCCAUGCCUCGAGCGCCUUGAGUUGGGAAACAAAGUUAUAUGGGACGAGGACGCGCCCAUGAUAACUUUUCGGGGCCUUGUCACGUUACUAUCGUCUUGCCCCAAUCUCAGGACGCUUGGUUUGGUAUUUGAUGCUACGAAUGUAGAUCCAAUUACCGCCGAGAAACCAGGAGGUGGAGUCUGCAACACAAAUAUCACCACCUUUUCAGUAGGGGGCUCUCCGAUUAAACGACCACUGCUGGUCGCGGUCGCACUCGAAGCGGUCUUGCCGUGCUUGAGAAAGUUCAAGAUCGAAGGAAAUGAAUAUGACCUCUGGGAGGAACGGGGUUCAGACCGAAAUCUGCAACAGGCCAGGUGGGAAGAGGUAUCGGAGUACAUUGGUGUUCUCCCUUUGAUCAGGCAGCAUCAGAGUUCACGUGUUUAAUCCAACGUUACGGGCUUCCAGUCAGGCUCCAUAGAAGGUCAAUAGCGUCACUUGUUGAGUAUUGUAGGUAAUCUACUUUGCACUAUUAAACAUCGAAGAUGAUAUAUUACCUAUAAGUCACUAGCUGAGGUGUACUUAGAUGUUCUACCUACAUCUCGCAAUGGACGAGCGUCGCUGGUCCCAGAAGAACUUCCUCGCCCAGGUGUUGGUUCUUGGAUUGGACGGUGAACACCGACGCAAAUGCUUGAUGCUGAAGUUAUUAAACGAGGGUGAGCAAUGUGAG
Molecule: messenger RNA, 2047 nt
Organism: Suillus paluster
Lineage: Eukaryota; Fungi; Basidiomycota; Agaricomycetes; Boletales; Suillaceae
Exons: 2
Coding region: 172-1764 (530 amino acids)
Source: RefSeq, a predicted model, not a curated record